AGGAUGCCAGUCUUCAGGGGGUAAAGAAGGGAGCUGAGCUGAUAUCCUGGGCCCAAACUGUGUCUGUUUCCUACUUCCUGCUGCUGGGGCUGCUGGCUGGAACUGAAGAGGGACAGGUCGAGGCGCAAUGAAGAAGAUGGCGGGUUUCCCAGAAUACUUCACAGCCAGACACUUCGUCAUCUUCCUUCUCUUUCUUCAGCUGCCCACUCUGUGCUCAGCUAGGUUUUCUGUGGUUGGACCUGCUGGGCCCGUCCUGGCCCGUUUGGGGGGAGUCGCUGUGUUACCCUGUCACCUGGUCUCCAAGGAAAGCGCCGAGAAAAUGGAGGUGCGAUGGUUCCGAACCCAACCCUCUAACAUCGUGCACCAGUUCAAGGACCAGAAGGACGUGUUUGGAGAGCAGAUGAAGGAGUAUCAAGGGAGGACGGAGAUGGUGAAACAUGCCAUCGACAAAGGGAACGUGGCUCUGAGAAUACGAAACAUUGGCCUCUCUGAUGAGGGAAAGUAUCACUGCUCUUUCAGUGGUGACACCGAGCAGGGUGAGACUACAAUGGAGCUCCAGCUGGUAGGUCCCUUAUUCCCGAGGGCCUAUCCACUGAAGGUGGCUCUAGCUGUGCUGCUGCCUAUUCUCGGACUGAUCAUUGCUGGGGGUCUUUAUGUCAUCUGGAAACAGCACAUGGAAAAAAAGAAACUCAGGGACGAGCUCAAGUCUAACCGGGAGAAGUUAGAAGCACGUAAAAAACGCUGAAAUUCUCUGAGGAUCUCAGCUCCCUCCUGCCUGGCGGUCCGGACUCUUCCUGGUCCAUUCCAGAAAGCCAGAUCCAGGGCCACUCCCACAACUCUUUGCAGCCUCCUCCUCCUCCUUCACCCUGCUGCUGUUAGGGCUCCAGCAGCCUCCUGGAACGCCUCUACCAGAGUGGGGGAACAAAAGGGGGCUGAAAACCCAGGAAGGAAUUGGGUAUCCCCAGCGAGACUGAUGUGGAUCAUUGGUUCUGAGCCCUGUGGGAAGUCAGCUUCCCUGAGGAAGGAGGAAGUGGGUGAAGGUGUCUACGCUGGGCAUCUCCAACCUGGGUCUGUGUCCCUGUCUCUGUUUUUGGAGGAAAGAAAGCAUUUUUCUCAAGGGAA
Ornithorhynchus anatinus (platypus) is the source of this 1122-nucleotide messenger RNA. Its product is annotated as myelin-oligodendrocyte glycoprotein-like. Gene Ontology annotation, biological process: regulation of cytokine production; T cell receptor signaling pathway. The record is from RefSeq and is a predicted model, not a curated record. Bases 128 to 745 code for a protein of 205 amino acids. Lineage: Eukaryota; Metazoa; Chordata; Mammalia; Monotremata; Ornithorhynchidae. Gene Ontology annotation, cellular component: external side of plasma membrane. The transcript is spliced from 6 exons. Gene Ontology annotation, molecular function: signaling receptor binding.